Benincasa hispida (wax gourd) is the source of this 2251-nucleotide messenger RNA. RefSeq names its product OBERON-like protein. Gene Ontology annotation, biological process: maintenance of shoot apical meristem identity; regulation of gene expression; maintenance of root meristem identity. Gene Ontology annotation, cellular component: nucleus. NCBI's taxonomy places the organism in Eukaryota, Viridiplantae, Streptophyta, Magnoliopsida, Cucurbitales, Cucurbitaceae. The record is from RefSeq and is a predicted model, not a curated record.
UUGGUAUAGGGUACAGAAAUCAGAAACCGAAAUCAAGAAUUGAAAUCACUUUUGGAAUCUCCUGUUUUUCUUCUCUUCUUCAUCGAUCGCCUCAUCGACCCUCUUCGCCGUUCUUGCUUUCUUUCGUCUUUAAUGGUCACCCCCUUCUGAACUCUCUCGUCUUCCUUUCUUCUUCCUCUUCCCACUUGUUCUAAUUUUGUUCUCUUCUGGCGCGGUCGAAAUCACUGCUGAAGCUCUGAGCCCUCGAGUGCUUCUGCUCGUACUUGUUAUCCCAGCAACAGCUUCCAGAAAAAAUGCUGCUUCCACGACAGCAAUCACAGUCGGGCACACUGCAAACUUCAUUUUCCCUAGUGCCAGCAGAUGGACGCAUACCUCAAGAGGAACCCAGAUCAAAUUCUGGUCAAGUUCGGGAGUCCCCUACAGAGAGUGCCAGUUCUAGAGAAACUUGGCCUAAUGUUGAAGCCAUGUUGGCAAAGAAAAUGGAAGGUGGGAAGACAGAGAAUGAUAAUGCUGAACAUUCAGUUGUUCACCGUCUUUCCAGUGCUGAUAAGAUAUCUCUCAGGGAUAUUGCAAGGGAGAGAGUAGAUUUAAUCGCCGAAAAGAUGCAUCGUUUGCCCAAUGAGUUUCUUGAAGAGUUGAAAACUGGGCUUCGAGUUAUCCUUGAUGGUAAUGGUGGUUCACAGCAAAGAGAGGAGAUUUUCAUUUUGCAGAAGCUUGUUCAGAAUAGAACUGAUUUAACAGCUAAGACUCUACUUAUAGCCAAUCGGGUGCAACUUGAGAUUCUUGUUGCAAUAAAUACUGGAAUUCAGGCAUUCUUGCACCCAAAUAUUACCCUCCCACAGACUACCCUAAUUGAGAUCUUUGUGUACAAGAGGUGUAGGAACAUAGCAUGUCAGAAUCAGUUGCCAGCUGAUGACUGUACAUGUGAACUAUGCUCCAACAGAAAUGGUUUCUGCAAUCUUUGCAUGUGUGUAAUAUGUAAUAAGUUUGAUUUUGAAGUAAAUACCUGUCGUUGGAUUGGUUGUGAUCUGUGCUCUCACUGGACUCACACGGAUUGCGCCAUUCGUGAUGGACAAAUUUGUAUGGGUGCAUCUGUUAAGAGUGCACCUGGGCAAACUGAAAUGCUUUUCAGGUGCCAAGCCUGCAAUAGAAUGUCAGAGCUGCUGGGUUGGGUUAAGGAUGUUUUCCAGCACUGUGCACCUGCAUGGGAUCUGGAGGCUUUGACAAGGGAACUUGACUAUGUUAGUAGAAUAUUUCGUGGAAGUGAGGACACCAGAGGAAGGAAGCUUUUCUGGAAGUGUGAAGAUCUCAAAGAAAAAAUGAAAAAUGGGGUUGUGGACUCUUCAGUGGCAUGCAGAACUAUAUUGGCAUUUUUCCAAGAACUUGAGUUAGACUCCCCAAGAAGCAUGGAAAAUGGGGAAGGUGGACGACUGGUAGCCCCACAGGAGGCUUGCACCCGCAUUGCCGAUGUGGUACAGGAGGCCAUACGAAAAAUGGAAAUAGUGGCUGAUGAGAAAAAGAGGAGAUACAAAAAAGCACGAAUGGAUGUGGAGGCAUUUGAGCGAGAGGUUGAGGACAAGACCAGGGAAGCAGCAGAAUUAAAGCUGGAGAAACAGAGAAAAAAGCUACAGAUUGAAGAGCUGGAGAAAAUUGUGAGGCUUAAACUUGCAGAAGCUGACAUGUUCCAACUUAAGGCAAAUGAGGCAAAACGAGAGGCUGAGAGGCUCCAGAUGAUUGCUCUCGCCAAAUCUGAAAAAUCCGAAGAAGACUAUGCUAGCAGUUAUCUAAAACAACGGUUAAAAGAGGCUGAGGCAGAGAAACAAUUUUUGUUAGAGAAGAUUAAGCUGCAGGAAAGUUUUCGUUCACAGAGCAGUGGUGGGGCAGAUCAGUCCUAGAUCCUUAUUCCAUAUACAUUUCCAAAUGCCAUUCUGUAUCAUGACUGUAUCGUACCGCAUACCAGCUUAAUGAUGGUCAUCCUUUGAAGAAUUAUACUUGAAGAAUAUACAUACUUUAUAGGAAGAUGCCGUAAGGUUGACUGGAAUUAACUAUGUAUCUGUUUGGGGGACUGUAAUGUUGUCUUAUUUUUUUCAUCUAUAGAACAUUGUUUAGAUAUCAACAAGGGCCUAACCUAUUAAGGCAUUUGAAACUAUCAAGGGAUUCUAUAAUGGUAGUAAGCCCUGGUAAUCCAGCCCUGGUAAUCCUGGGUUUCAUUUCAUUUAUGUAAGAUGAUAUACUAAUUUGUCUUUGAUUA